AUGUUCACUCGACCGUGUGAGGAAUACGACCACUUUAUGCUGCUGCUCAAGCGGCCGGGACUUCGGCGCUUUGAUUUGACUCUCUUCAUCGAUGAACAAGGGCUGCAAAGCUUUGCGACCGGAGACUUCCGACGGGCUCUUCGACAAGCCAAAGAUUUGACACACAUCAAUAUAUCGACUACGCUUGUCAUUGAGUCUCAUUAUUUUGGACAUAGGGAACACAACGGAUUCAUGUCUUUACAAAAGAUUCUCCCUUUUGAUCAGUGGCCGAAGCUUGCCCAUUUCGGUAUCACACGGCUUGAGAUAACACCGUCGGAUUUGCUAGAGACGCUUAGUAAAUUACCACAAACAGUGCAAUCAAUUGAACUCAACCGGCUGCGAUUCUACGGCCAAGGCACUUUCGACGACUGGCGCAAGUCAGAAAAUUUGGAACGAUUCGGCAUGUUCCAUGGUUUACUGGAGGAAAUACGGCAAAAGCUCAAAUGGCACGAGCGGGAUAGAUCCGAGAGGCCAUCUCUUGUCAUGAUUGCGGAUGAAUGUCAUCCAUGCACGAGUGCGUUCUUGGAUAAAGGGGUCCAUCCAUGCUCUCGAGGGACUUUCUACGCGGAAGCCUAUCAUCCCUGCGAAAACGGGCGAGGAAUUCGGCUCGAAAAAGAGAUUCAUGGUUUCCUUUACGGAUCUGAGGAAAAUCCCUUCGAAAAAGAUUUCCAAGUACCGAAGCGUGGGAUGGGGACGAAACGAGAUAUCUUCUUUCCCGGCUGUAUUCGACCUCAUGUCGGUUCAAAUGAAGAGAAAUCAAUGGGGACUACCGACCCUAGAAUUUGGGAAGGGAGUUGGCCCGAAUAUCUACAGGACUACUCGUCUGAAGGCUUCAACCUAUUCCAUAGGUUGGAGGAAUUCGAGCUGGAUGUGGGGUCCCGUCCCAUCUAG
Penicillium samsonianum is the source of this 930-nucleotide messenger RNA. RefSeq lists its product as uncharacterized. The transcript has a single exon. Bases 1 to 930 code for a protein of 309 amino acids. Lineage: Eukaryota; Fungi; Ascomycota; Eurotiomycetes; Eurotiales; Aspergillaceae. The record is from RefSeq and is a predicted model, not a curated record.